UAUAAACAAAAAUGAUCUUUGAAAAAGUUCUCCUGCGGCUUUAGGCUUUGUUUAUUUACAUCUUUCAGAACUAACCUUAAAAUCUAAGAAACUUUUCUGCAAUUUUCUCAAACUGCCCCCGAAAAAAGAUCAAUAAUAUCCACCACCUUCUACAAUGCGCAUGUUUCGAAAAUACAACCCCCUGUUACUUCUCACCCCCUGUGUACAGUGGUUUUCAAUGGAUCUCAAUCUAAUCAAUAAAAGAUGUAACUCCAAAACGUUUAUAUUUUAAAUACGUAAAAAUGAAAACAUGCAUUCUUCUGAGUGUCGGUUUGUAUUUCAAAUUUGAAGAAUAAUUGGCCUCUUCAAAUUGACCAAAAUAUUCAAAAUGCAAACUUUGAGGAAGAAAACAAGCCCCUUCAAAUACAAGCAUGAGACCUCCAGGUUUGGAGGUGAAGGACAAUGUUUUAAAGCAAAACUUAUUGGAAUAUUGGAAGUUUCCGAGGCUAGGGGGGACAGAAUGUGCCAAGAAGCUCUUUCAGAUCUCAAAAUGGCUAUCAGAGCAGCUGGUGAACAUAAACAGAGAAUUACUGUCCAUAUUGCUCUAGAUGGUUUGAGACUACGAGAUGAAAAGACUGGUGAUUGCUUGUACCAUCAUCCAGUACAUAAGAUUUCAUUUAUUGCUCAAGAUAUGACAGAUUCUAGAGCAUUUGGCUAUAUUUUUGGAUCUCCAGAUACUGGUCAUAGAUUUUUUGGAAUAAAGACUGAUAAAGCUGCUAGUCAGGUUGUUAUUGCCAUGAGAGAUCUCUUCCAAGUUGUUUUCGCUUUGAAAAGAAAAGAAAUAGAGUUAGCCAAACAACAUCUGGAGAAAAACUGUCUUUAUAACUCACCACUAUUUUCUGACAGUUCCAGUAAUAAGAGUGUGACUCCAGAACUUCCUGCAAAAUAUGAAGCCAUCAAGGGGGAUAGUAAAACUGUUUCUAAUUCCGCCGAGGGUAAGAUGAGUGGCACAGCUGUAGCGAAUUUGGUGGAUCUACAAUUGGAAUUGAAUAGCCUUCAACAAGGGCUUAAUCAGAUGGAGAAAAUCACUCCUUCUGAACCCUUUGGGUCUAAGGAUGAUCCUUUCGGGGACAGUUUCACAUCCUUCCCGAAUCCUAUACUUCCUCCACCACCAUCCUCUGGCAAAGAAAGGGGUUCUAGGACGUCAGAUUCAAGUAAUCUAUUCAGUCCGAAGACGCCUCAUACUGGAGACAGUUUAGCCACUUCAAGUGGGCUUGAUUCUUAUUCCUUCACAAGUAUGCCAACAACUGAUUUCAAAUUCUCCAGAGAUUUUAGUAGCAGCCAUGAAGAACCCAGCAGUGGAGAGUGGUUCACUCCUUCUAACAGCUUAUUCGAAGAUUCAACUCUGUUAUCGGAUACAGCUCAGAAGGAAACUAAAGAAGAUAAAUUGGAACAGACAAAAAAAGAAAUAUUAUCUCAGUUUGACGUUUUUACAGAGUUAGAUCCUUUGGGUACAGGUAGAAGUAAGCCCUAUAUUGAUAAGAAACAUUUCUUUCAAGAGCUCAAAAAUCCGCCUAAAAAAGUACUCAACGAUCUGGUGCAACAAAAUCAGACCGAUGUCAAAGAGAAGGGCUCUAAAAUGGCCAACGUGAGCACCACUCCUAAGAGUUUGAGCGAUUUCGAAACAGAUCCAUUUGGCGAAGAUCCUUUCGUGUCUUUAGAUCCGUUCGCCGAGGCGGAGUUCAAGCAAGACCCCUUCGAGAAAGAUUUCAACGAAUACAAGAAGAACAAGAUAGAUGUUGGAUUUUUAACUAGGCCUCUUUCGAAAUCCCCUAAUUCCUGCGCUCUGAGCACUAUAUCUUUGACCGGAGGGUCUUUCAAGAACGUGCAAUUCAAAGAGAGUCUGACCUGUGGGAAAGAUGAAGAGGUGAAAGAUGAAAGUGCUCCAGAGCCACCUCCACGUCCGGACACGGCUAUACUGCAGAUAAAACCGCCACCUCUUCCUCCUAAGAAACAAGCCAAUGAUUUGUUGGUGAAACCUCCCCCAAGGCCGCCUCAUGUUGAGGAUUCUUUAUAUGGUUACAUGGAUAACUACGCUACGGUGUCUAGUACUUUCAGUUCUUCCAUUGGUGUGGAGAGGAGUCCGGCCUUGCCGAUUCCCAUGCGUAAAUCGAGGUUUGACAAUGAUGCUACAGCUCCAGACAGACCGGCUAAACAAGGGUUGGUCAAUAGUUUCGAAGAUGAUUACCUCACUCCCAUACAGUUUUCGAAGCCGGGACAGUAUAACCUUCCAACUAACUCCUUGCUGUUACCUUCGACUAACUUGAGUAAAUCCCCACUUAAUACUCAGAACGUUACAGCAAGUUCGAACAAUCUCGCGAAGGAAACAAGUGGCGUAACUGAAGGUUUAAGUGAGAGUCUAGAUGGAUUGGAUAUCACCCUGAGCCAGUUGACCCUGAGCGGUUUGAACGAGUUGGCCGUGAAACUCAACAUACCAACCACUCAGCUGAGCAACAUGACCUUGGUACAAUUGACCGAGUACCUGUCUAACGUCAUCAAGUCGAAAUCAAAGGCCGCUGAGAACGCCGUCGAGAAGGAAAAAGUAAACGAGACCAUCGAAUUCCCAGCAUUUCAAGCUGACUUCGAAACGAAUUUCGAGGGUGGUAAGACUGUCAACACGGGGACGUACGAUAGAUACGCCGUUUUUAGGGAACUGAUCAACGAAGAGAUCAAACAGACUAAGAUAGACACCGAACCGCAGGAGUGCGAGGAGGUUAAGUUGGAGGAAAAAGUGGAUUUGCCUCCCAGAGAGGUCAAGACUCUGAUUAGCGACAGCAAGACGGCGGAGGAUAGGUACGCCGCGUUGAGGGAGAUAGUCGAGGAAGAAUUGAUGAAGAACGAGAACAAAAUAAUCGAACAAAACGAAGAAGUGCCUUCCGAAGAAAAUCAGGAAUUCGAAAAAAUCGGAGAGAGUGACGUUAGAAAGGAGGAGGAAAGUGUGGAAGCUUGCGAACAAAGGGGCGCAGACAAUGAGAAGAAUGCGAAACUGGAUUCUCCCAAGUCGCCCCAUAAGAUACUCUCUAAGAGUCCGAUUUCCAACGUUAUCACGGAGAUAAUACAGACGAAUACUAGAUUGAAUUCGGGAUCUUUGUCUGACAUCAUUAGUGGGAGCUCUCCGGAGGUGGACAAUAUCAUGGGAAGCUCGGAGAUGGGAAACAAGGAUACGGAAGCGACUGGAGAGAGUUGGGCAAUCUUCGACCAAACGAACGCCCCCCAGGUGUCCGUGAGGGAAAAGCAGGCCGUUCAAAGCGAGGAAGGCCUCUCCUGGUCCAGCGACUCCAAGGACGGCAACGGUUCGCCCUCGGAUUACAGAAAAGGGGACUCUGAGAGCGGUGGCGACCGCUGGUCUCGAAAGCCCGGCAAGAAGGAUCAGGAGGGAUGGUGGGAUACCUCGGCAGAGCCAGAAAUGCCGUACAGCUCCUCGAACAGAAGAUCCACGGAUAGCUACGACGACGAGUACUACGAGUGCUACGAGAGACCCAGACGCAGGAGACAGGGCGGAUGGGUGGCGCACGGCGGCGGGGGUGGUCAAGUGGCUGGAGGACACUCCUCCAGUUCUAGAGACGUGAGCCCCUGGGAGGAGGAGCCGAAGAGGAGAGAACCGAGGGAGAGCAGGAGCGCCGAGAGGAUCGGCUGGUCCAGGUCUUCGAAGCAGCAGUUCGAUAGGUACAGGGAGAGGAGACACACCGACAGCUGGGACGAGGAGGACGAGUACGAAUACGACGACCCUAGGAAGUUCCAUUGGUCGGAUAAGUACGGCAAUAGGGAAUCCGACAGAUUCUGCGCAGGAGGUAGGGAUGUGGACAAUGAGCCGAGGGGGAGGUGGAACGACGACGAUAGGAGACGUAGAAGAAGAAGAGAGAGCGAUCGGGAUCAUCGCUGCUGUCCGGAUUGGGAAGAAGAAGAACUUGACAAACCUUCGGGAAGAUACAGCAGUUCCGGAAGAUGGUCGAGCGCCAGCACGCCGCCCGGUCAGGGAAAGUGGAGGGACCGAAAACACGACGAUCGGUAUUACAGCAGGGAGGAGUCUCCCUGGGAGGACGAGUAUCCCCUGGAGAAGGAAGAGACGCAUCCCUCGCAUUACGUACAGUCCAAGCGGAAUUGGAAACGGCCGAACAGCGCGUCGGAGAUGGAGAGAAAGAUCGGAGAUUUCAAAUCGAGGCAUUUAGCGGGGAGCGACGGCGAACGCGACAAGCGUUACAAGGGCGGCCGACGGUCCAGAAGCAGGGAUUCCCAGUACUCGGAACCGGUGUACAGACACAAGCCCGACACCGGGUCCCUGACCAGGGACGGCUACAAGACCAAGCCGCACGGCCCGUACGUCAAGCCCCAGUUCGAAUCGGACUUCUCCGACGUCCCUGCGCCCAAGAAGCAACUGGACAACAGCCCGUCCGACCUGAAGAAGUCCUUCACGAUGCAGAGCCGCAAGAAGAAGGACGGUCCGAAGGCGGAAGAGAACACCAACACGUUCCCCAGGAAAUCGUCGUCCAAGCCCAAGCAGAGCUUCGACAACAACUUCCAGCCGGAGCUUCGAGGUCGCGAGAACGACUUCAAGGUCGACGGCGAGGUCAACGUGACGGCCAAGACGGCCAAGCUGAAGCAGCAGCUGUCUAUGAUCGAGUUGCAGAGGAAGGGGCCGAAGGACGCGAAGCCUCGCCCGUAUCAGAACCGCUCGAAGUCCCUGUUCGAGGACGAUUUCUCGAUGGACAAGAUCCAUCAUCCUUCCGAUGACAAUUCCAUAUCGGUGAUCAAGGAGGAGGAGAACGACACCUUCGAGUUCGGCCAGCACUCGAACAGGCUGAGCAAGAGGCUGUCGGGGGUGCUCAGGGCCGACCUGAAGAAGUCCGAAUCGGUCAACAUAUUCUCGAGGGAGAACGACCCGUUCGACGACGACUUCUUCUGCGAGGACGCGGGCGAUGUGCAUAUAUUCGGCGAUAGUGAUAAAAAAGAUUUAAAAAAUGGUGAUAGUAAAUGGACUGAAGAUUGAUACUACUUAGGCAAUUUAGAAUACUCGAAUCGAUGUGUUUUCAAAACCUGAGACUUUGUUCCAGAGCGGGCCGGGCUUCACGAAAUUAUCUUUUGGUGCCUUAGUCUCAAUUUGAGUAGUGCUGAGGUUUCGGAUGGUCCGAAAUCGCGUUUUUUUCUUUUUGAGGAACGUUGUUCUGCAUACGAAACGACGGCGAUGGGUGGAAUUUCCGUUUCGGAAAAAAUGGUAAAGGAAAAAGUUUUUCUUUUGACCUCAAGAAUAUACUGAUUAAGAGUCAAAGACUCAGCCUGUAUAGUAGGCCCUUUCCCGGCCUAUUUUGCUUAAAAAGUCGUAAUGAAAUGAAUUUCAUAGAUAUCGACGCCAAAAACACUUCGCUAUCGAUGAAUUGAAUCGGUACUACCCACCCCUGUCUCGCUAUCGAUGAGUUGAAUCGGUUCUACCCACCCCUGUCUCGCUCUCGAUGAGUUGAAUCGGUACUACCCACCCCUGUCUGUGAUCGGUGCUAAUCACAGAACAUUUUUGUCAGUUUUGCGACCUCAGAUCAAUUUUUUAUUGAGUUUUUUAUUGAUCUGAGUUUGCGACUGACAUAGAUUUGUUAAUUAGUCCA
Messenger RNA from Coccinella septempunctata (seven-spotted ladybird), 5633 nucleotides. RefSeq names its product protein disabled (gene Dab). Lineage: Eukaryota; Metazoa; Arthropoda; Insecta; Coleoptera; Coccinellidae. The coding region runs from base 368 to 5026 and encodes 1552 amino acids. The transcript is spliced from 13 exons. The record is from RefSeq and is a predicted model, not a curated record.